Messenger RNA from Acanthamoeba castellanii str. Neff, 2148 nucleotides. Its product is annotated as transporter, major facilitator subfamily protein. Gene Ontology annotation, biological process: transmembrane transport. The record is from RefSeq and is a predicted model, not a curated record. Gene Ontology annotation, molecular function: transmembrane transporter activity. The transcript is spliced from 13 exons. The coding region runs from base 1 to 2148 and encodes 715 amino acids. NCBI's taxonomy places the organism in Eukaryota, Discosea, Longamoebia, Acanthamoebidae.
AUGGAACGGUUCAACUCGUCGAGUUUGCUCCUGGGCGAUCAGGGAAGAGCUGCCGGUGAUGAAUACGACGAUGGAGAUGGAGAUGGAGAUAGAGAUUUUGAGCGACAGAUUGAGACACGAUCGACUGGCCCCGUGGGCGUUCCCGAACGCGAGGCGGGUGAGGGCAGCCGAAAAUCGUCGGAGAUUGAACGAGCGAGUGCACAGCUGUCGAUUCACAUCAAUGGUGAGAGGCUCGAGGAUGAACCACCACAAGAGCGAACACACGAGCACGAAGAUGAACAGAACACCGACCUGCUCACGAGCGAUGAAGCGGUGCCGCUGGACGGCAGCAACACCGACAAGACCGUGGUCGAGACGCCGCUGCCGCUCGGCAAGAUGAUCCCCAUCAUGCUCCUGACGGCCAGCGAAAGCUUCAACUCGUCUGCCAUCUUCUCCUACGUGGGCUACCUCGUCCUCGACUUCAACCUCACCGACGACAAGAAGGAGCUCGGGAACUACGCGGGAGCCAUCUCGUCGUGCUUCUUUGUGGCCCAGUUCAUCAGCAGUUUCUUCUGGGGCAAGAUGUCCGACAAGUACGGACGGCGGCCUAUCCUCCUGUGCGGUGCCGUGGGCACCAUCAUCUCUGCCCUGCUGUUCGGCUUCAGCAUGAACUUCCCGUUCGCCGUCUUCUCGCGCGCAUUGUGCGGAUUGCUCAACGGUAACAUCGGUGUCGUCAAAACCUACCUGGGCGAGGUGACCGACUCCACAAACCAAACCAGAGCCUGGAGUUGGUUCUCCCUCGCCGCAGGAGCAGGCGCGGUUGUGGGAGCACUAGCCGGUGGUCUCCUCGCACAGCCCGCCACAAAAUAUCCGAAGCUGUUCUCGGCCGGGCACGGCCUCUUUAACGGGCUGUUCGAGGAGUUCCCCUACCUGCUGCCCAACGUGAUGGCGGUCCUGGUGUGCGGCACGGGCCUCGUACUGAGCUACUUCUACCUCACGGAGAACAAGAUCCCGCAGCGAGCGAUCGAGGUCGAGCGCGAGACCUACGGCCCGCUGGAGCUCGACGACGACGCCGACUUUGUCUCCAGCGUGGAGAUGAAGGUCGUGCACAGCCCCGAUUGGCGGAUGAAGAGCGAGAUCGCGAGUAAGGAGACCGAGGACUGGCAACACCAGCGACGAAGAGGCGACGACGACGAGGAGGAGCAGGACCAGAGGGAGCUCCACCACCCGCAGGCCGCGGACGACCAAGGCCGGACAGCCGCAGCGAAUCAUGCGGCGGCGGCGGAGAAGAGCCUGCGGCUCACCGGUGAACAGGAGUCCACCCUCACGGAGAAGGUGGACGGCGAGGGGGAGGGCCCGCUCUCGUCUCUGCGCAGCGUGCUCCGGCUGCACGCGCCCUGGAGCAGCAGUAGCUCGAGCAAGGCAAAGAAGGAGAAAUCGGUUCUGUUGGAGGGCCAGGUGAUUCUCUCGACGAGCCUCUACGGCCUCACCGGCAUGCUCUUCAUCUUCAUCGACGCCGUGUUCCCGCUGUGGACGAUGACCGAGCCCAAGGAAGGCGGCCUGGGCUUCACCACUGACGAAAUAGGCAUCACGAGCAGCGUCGGCUCACUGUCCAUUGUCGUCAUCCAACUGGGGCUCUACGGCCCUAUGGCCAAACGACUCGGGCUGAUCAACACGUUCAAGUGGGGCACCUUGGCCGCGGUACCUAUCUUCGUGGCCUUCCCCCUGGUCAACUAUUUCCACCCCGACGUGUCGGCGUGGUCGUCCAUGUUCCUGAUGUGGUCGUUCAUCAUUGGGAUCUACAUCGUGCGAACAUUCGUGGGACAACUUAUGUUCUGUGCAGUCAUGAACCUCAUCAACAACUCAGUCGACGUGUACAACAUGGGCGCCGCCAACGGUCUCGGGCAAAGCUUAGUUGCGCUGCUGCGAGCCAUUGGUCCCUACUUCUCUUCGGUGAUGUUUGCGUGGAGCAUGACGAGCGGGAUGGUGUUCCCCUUCAACUUCUACUUCGUCUUCGUCCUGAUGAGUGUAAUUACCGUCUUCAUCCUGGGCCUGUCCUUCCUCCUGCAACCGUCCCUCAACAUGCCCAAGCUCAUGCCCACCGCCGUCAUCCCACCGUCGUCGGCACCCUCGGGCGGGACCACGACCAAGCGCCUGCUCAUCAAGUGA